AUUGGGUCAACACUAUUGUCAAAUAUAGUUGAAUGGUGUCACCAUGCGGAAAGCAUUAGCUACCAAACUAGUCCUUUUUCUUGCAAAUACUGCUUUAGUGUCGGCUCUGGACUGCUUCAUCUGCCAGAACACUCCGUACCCACGGGACUGUGCCAGGAUUGCAACAUGUGGGCCUCAUGAGUACUGUUCCGUAGACCAAUGGAUCACGCCUAGUGGGAACAUCAUGUUCAAUACAGGAUGUGUCUCCUCAGCAAUUUGUGACAACAUCCCUACUGAACCAAAUGAUGCCAGCAUUGACAUACCUCAUGUUAGAAGCAUGGAUAUCCUGACGUGUCGGGAAUGUUGUAAAGAGUCGUACUGUAAUAAUGCCGGAUGCGGAUCCAAGGCGAUUCCGAGGGACAAGCGUGGACCAUACUGCUUCAACUGCCUGGAAAUGAACAAUCCAGACAGCUGUGAAGUAGCCUCCAUAUGCGCUAAAGAUGAUGUGUGCAUGAUGUACAAACCUCUGGAGUACGAGAACCACCCUGAUCCCGUAUACAGGGCAGUUUGCCAGACUCGUGCUGCCUGUUCAACCCUUGAGAAUACCAUGAUGAACACGUCGUGUCCGGCCUUAUGUUGUGAAGGCGACUACUGCAAUACGCGAUGUGGGGACGUUAAGAAUGUAACCCAGCCAAUCGCUACCCAGUCGCCAACAACCAUCGCUACAACCCAACACUCAUCGCCUUAUAGUGGGGAAUACCAGAACGCUACGCGCGCAAACACAACUCAGUCGGAGACUACAACGCAUCAACCAUUGACACACGGCGCCUCAAUGACAAAGUCGACAAUUCAACCUUCGUUCUGUCCUGAGGACUACAUAUACGAUAAAACAUCGUCGCUGUGCAUCCAACUCAGGGAAGAGGCAAGGAAAUCAUUCGAAGAUGCAAGACAUGUCUGCCAACGCGAUGAAGGAGACCUCGUUGCUGUGGAUACUCAUGAAAAGUUUGUCUUCAUUGAGAACACCAUUAUCCAUACAUCUUUGAUUGCACAGUAUGGCCAGCAUGUACUCAUUGGUAACCACGCCGUAGACUCGUACUGGAUAGGAGGGGCAAGAACAUACUGGCAAAAUGGUACCGAAUUUACCUGGGCAGACGGUAGACCACUCAGUCUUACUUUCCCUGGCUGGGGUAACCAACAACCAAACAACCAGUUGAACUCACAUUGCGUGCUCCUCGCGGGUGAUGAUUAUUACAGAUGGCAUAAUGAUGAAUGCAAUAAGACGUACUUUUAUAUUUGUGAAAUACAGGACCCCCUCCAUCCAAUGCCUACGACCGGCAUUACAUCACCCUCGACGAGUCAUACAACUCCGCAAUUAACAACAACUGUAAUUUCCUCCACUGCAGCCACUACGACAACGUCUACAACUAAGGCAAUAACGACACCACUGCAAUGCGAGAAAGAUGGCUACCAUUCGUACCAGGUCCAUGGCGAAAACGUAUGCGUAAAGAUACAUAUCGAGCGCCUUGGUUGGGGGCAAGCCCGCUCCACGUGCCAACAGGAGGGAGGCGACCUGUUUAUGGCAAAUACGAACGAGAGAAAUCACUUCCUGUCGAACACAUUACACCAUCAGCACAUUCACACCGAUAUAUGGCUUGGAGGACGUACUUUCGACCUUUCCGACUCGAUGACUUGGCUCGACCAAUCAAAAGUAGCGCACGUGCACGUCCACGGUGGGGGGAACCAAUGUCUGUUGUACUCAAAACAUCUCGGCCAGUUUGACUGGGACAGGUGUGGCGAGGUCUAUCCUUUUAUUUGUGAACGUAUAAUUGCGUAGUGAGAUGCAUGUAUGUCCAAGUUGAAAUGGUACAGUACCGGAUAUUGCUUAGCGAAAAACAAAUAUAGAA
Mya arenaria is the source of this 1883-nucleotide messenger RNA. RefSeq lists its product as uncharacterized. The transcript has 12 exons. The record is from RefSeq and is a predicted model, not a curated record. Lineage: Eukaryota; Metazoa; Mollusca; Bivalvia; Myida; Myidae. The coding region runs from base 44 to 1813 and encodes 589 amino acids.